Nicotiana attenuata is the source of this 1308-nucleotide messenger RNA. RefSeq lists its product as uncharacterized. Lineage: Eukaryota; Viridiplantae; Streptophyta; Magnoliopsida; Solanales; Solanaceae. The record is from RefSeq and is a predicted model, not a curated record. Bases 1 to 1308 code for a protein of 435 amino acids. The transcript is spliced from 2 exons.
AUGUCCGACUAUGAGGAAGAAGUGGAUGAAAAUCCUUUUGCGGACAUAGAUGGGUACGUUGAGGAUACAAAUGCUAUUGUACCUCCUGUUGUUGGUGCUUCAACUUUGAAAGUGGAACAUGGUUUAAUCCUAAUGCUCAAAGCAGAGGGGUUUUUCAAGAAUUCCACUGAUGAUGAUCCGACACAACAUCUCAGAAACUUCUUGGGUGUGUGUGCGAUGCAUAAGCAGAACAACGUCUCAGAUGAUGCCCUAAGGUUGAGGGUGUUCAAGUACUCCCUAACUGGGGAUGCAAGGAAGUGGCUUCAAAACAUGCCACCAAAUUUCAUUCAUUCUUGGCCUGAACUUGUCCGAGUAUUCUUAGCUAAAUGGUUCCCGCAAAGCAAGAAUUCUGAUCUUCGGGAUAAAAUUUUCUUCUUCAAGCAACUACCGGGAGAACAUCUACAUGAAGCAUGGGAUCGAUUCAAGUUAUACUUGGUGAGGUCUCCCAAUAAUGGUUUUCCGGACUCUAUCUUGUUGGAGAAAUUCUACAUGGGUUUAGAUGCUAUGAACCAAUCUAUAGCCAAGAAUGCAGCUGAUGGAUCUUUUAUGGACAAGACAUUCGCAAGGAUCACACAAAUCCUUGACAAAAUGGCACAACACAAUCAAGCUUGGCAUUCAGAGGACACCACCGGUGGAAUUGCAUACAGUUCUCCCUCCUUGACCAACAUGAUUAAGGAAAAUCAAGAGAGAGAUCAAGUAAUCGCAGGGCUUGCCACUAAUGUCAAUGUGUUGACAAAGAUGUUCACUGAAAGCCAAACGAAGAAGUGGCGAAAUGACCAAGGUAGCUCAAAUCAAGGAAAUUGGAAUAACAACAACAACAACUUCUCAAAUUGGAGUUCCAACCCUUAUGUUCCACCAAAGGGUCAAUAUCCAAAUCAAGGGUCCUCAAGUGAUUCCAUGUUGGAAAGCAUGCUUGAACGUGUAUUGCAAAAUCAAGAGAGGUCCGACACUUCUAUUAGACAUAUGACCGAGCUUGUGGGUUCUCAUACCGCAUCCAUUAAAAAAUUGGAGAUGCAAAUUAGAGACCUCUCUAGGGAACAAAAUCCAAAGCAAAAGGGAACACUUCCUAGUGACACAAUUGCGAACCCAAAGGGUAGUGGAAGUGGUCCAACUUCUCACAUCAUGGCAAUUACUACUCGGAGUGGGAAGGUACUACAAGGAGAGAGUGAACAAGUGGUUGAAGUAGAAGAGUCUGAGCAAGAGGUUGAGAUUGGAGAACCAAGGGUUGUUGAAGUUGAAAAGGUUCCGGAAGACUUGAAAGUUCAAUAA